AUGUCUUUUGGCGGUGGCGGCGGUUUCUUCGGCUCGAAUAACACCACUCAAAACACGGGGUUUGGAGGGUUUGGCAAUAAUACCAAUGCUAGUACAGGGUUCGGUACAAACACGAGCACUACUGGUUUUGGUUCCAGCACAGCGACCGCAAACCCGUUCGGAGGCAGCACUUUCGGGCCCAAUACUGGAGGUUUUGGUGGCAAUACCAACACGUCAACCACUCUUUUUGGCUCCAAACCUUCCACGAAUACCUUCGGCUCGACAACCACAAACACAGGAGGUGGACUGUUCGGAAGUUCAAACACCAACUCUGGGUUCGGGUCAACAGGUGGUUUUGGAAGUAACAACAAUGCGUUUGCCAGUAACACCGGUGGCACAGGGUUCAACUUUGGAGGCGCGUCGAAACCUGCGUUUGGGUCGAGCACCAACUCCACUCCCUUGUUCGGCCAAGGGGGUGCAGGAACAACCGGCGGAUUCGGGUCAACUUCAAGUCCAUUCGGUGCUGCUGGUAGCGGAACGGCUCUGAGCAACCAGCCUGUUCCUCCGUCAGAAGGCACCCUUUCCACACCAUAUGCGCCCACGCUCGAGAAAGAAGCUGCGGGUUUAUCCAGCAACUACCAAAGCAUCAAUUUCAUGCCACCAUACCAAAAAUAUUCGUUUGAAGAGUUGCGAUUAGCAGAUUACAAUGCGGGUCGAAGGUAUGGCAACGCCACGGGUCAGGCAGGUGGUUUCGGCCAGAACACUUUUGGAGGCUUUGGAGCGAACAACGCAGGCUUUGGCAGCAGUACAAAUGCCAGCCCUUUCGGUCCUACAACCACAUCGUCAGGCUUCGGCUCCAAUACCGCCACGGCCGGUUUUGGCAGCACUGGCCUGUUCGGAACCAAGCCUGCUGGUGGAAAUUUAUUUGGCCAGCAGUCCUCUGCCGCCCCUUCUACGGGUCUAUUUGGAACCUCCAACACCGGAACAAAUACAUUCGGUGCAGGAAGUGCUGGCUUCGGGUCCGGAGGCAGUCUCUUCAACCAGAACCAAAACCAGAGCAAGACAUUAUUUGGCAACACCACCAGCACCCCCCCAACGUUCGGGUUUGGCACCACCAACACUACCAAUGCCAACACAGGAACUGGAUUGUUUGGCGGCAGCAAUACGAAUACCCCUAACACCGGGGGUUUCGGUGCGAAUCAGCAACAGUCUACAACAUUGUUCGGGAACAACAACAAUCAACAGCAAAAGGCUCCCCUUUUUGGCAAUGCAGGAGGGUUUGGAGCCUCUGCAAACCAAAACCAACAGCCAGGUGGCAUGUUUAGUAACACUAACGCAUCCACCGGCAGUGGCCUUUUCACCAACAACAACGCCGGUACCAGUGGCGGAAUGUUCGGCACUAACAAUACCACCGCGGGUACUUCCAUGUUCGGAACCAAUGCCAACAAUCAGCAGAAGCCCGGUAGCAUCUUUGGCGGGAGCACACUGGGAACCACAGGCACGAACACUGGUGGAGGCCUCUUUGGGAAUAACAACAAUCAACAGCAAUCGGGAAACUUGUUCGGAACUGCGAAUACAGCCCCAAGCACAGGGUUUUUUAGCAACACUGCCAACAAACCUGCAACCAGCUCGUUCUUCAACAACACCAACACUCAGCAAGGUGGUUUUGGUGGCUCGACUGGUGGCUUUGGAAAUAUGUUCGGUAACUCACAGAAUAACCAACAAAAUCAGCAGCAACCAGACUUCAAAGUUUCGUCCCUGAAUGAUCCCAACCCGUACGGUCAGACAUCCAUCUGGACUGGACUGCCAGUACCAACGCCAGAUAACUCCAAGCCACUUUUCACUCCAUUGUCUGCCACCCAAAAGUUGAAGGAGAGCCAGUCAAAGCCACCACCGAGUCUCAGACUCAACCAGUCUCGUUACAUGACGCCACCCCGUCGGUCUGGCUUUGGCUUCUCUUACUCAACAUAUGGCACACCAAACAGUGCAGCCAGUACACCUGGCGGAAGUGGCUUGAGCAGCAGUAUGUAUGGUAGUCGUACUUUCAACGGCGGCAGUUUCGGUCGCUCGUUUGGCAAGAGUGCAUCUGUCAGCAAUUUGCGGUCUCAAUUUGCAGGGGAUGCUGAAGGUGUCCUUAGCCCUAACGCAUUCGCUUCCACCAAUACCAGGUGGUCAAGUGGCAAUAUGCGUCGGUUGACCAUUGAUCGAAGCAUCAGAAACGACCUUUUCAGCCGACCUUCGCUUCCCGCCUUUCCGACAAACGCCCUAAAUCAAUCAGUCAAUGGGAACAACGAGUUGAAGAAGCGCGUGAGCUUUGACAAAGAUACCACUGGUGGUUCGAAUGGGGUCUUGAAUGGCGAAUCCGGAGCUUUGGUACUGACCGAGGGCGACCAAGAUGAGGCAGAGGGUACAACUGCUGGCAGAACUGUGAAUGGCACAGCUACACCCGAGGCUGAACCAGUCCGCGGCAAUGAACUUGCUGUUGUCCCAGAAGAUCGGGAGUCCGACGAUGUCAUCUCACGGAAGACGACUGUCCAAGCCAAGCCAGAUCCACAGCCCGGGGACUACUGGAUGAAACCGACACGUGCUGAACUGAGCAAGAUGCCUCGUGAGAAGCUGUCCCGAUUUGUAGGAUUUGAAGUCGGUCGAAAAGGAUGUGGCAAGGUCGUGUUCAACGGUCCCGUUGAUCUCACCAGUCUUCCCUUGGACGACCUUUACGAGAAGAUUGUGGAAAUCCGUUUGCGAUCAGUUACAGUCUAUCCCGAUGCAAGUUCCAAACCACCGGUCGGCAAGGGUUUGAACGUACCGUCGACAAUUUCUAUUGAGAACUCCUGGCCGCGAUCUCGUGGUCAGCCAUCUUCCGCCACAAGUGGGCCUAUCUUCGAGAAGCACGUCAAUCGCCUCAAAAAGAUGCACGGCACUGAGUUUGUGAAUUACGAAGUGACCACGGGUGUGUGGACGUUCCGGGUUCCCCACUACACCCGCUACGGCCUAGACUACGACGAUGACGACGAACUGGGCCAGAGUCUGCUGUCUGCUCCCCCUGACUCGCUGAACAGCUCUCGCUCUGAAGAGAACUCAGGGAUGGACGUUGACAGUGAACCACAUGAUGACUACGAGGCUGACGGAAACGAUGAUACAUUUGCGUUCAAACAAAAGACACUGCCCGGAGGCUAUGGCCGGCAGUCUGUUGUCGAUUAUGGCGAUGAUGUUCCUGCGGCCGAGACUGUGGAAGAAGGUGCAGAGAGUUCUGAAUUGGAAGAAGACUACUCCGACUACGGCGACGACGAUGACAACGAAGUGAGCAUGGUAGGCUCGUAUCCACCACCUGCUGCCAACCCCAGCAAACCGAUCCUCAAGCCCAGCAAUGUCGGUACGCCCGGAAAGGCUCUCAUUAACAUUGAUGGCGACUGGGCGGAACAACUUCAGCGCACUAUCAGCCCACGCAAACAGAACCGCGACGCUCUUCGACAAGUACAGAGCAAAGUCCUUUUGGAUCGCACAUACGAGCCGAUGAAACCGAGCCUUGACUUCGGCAAGAGCGUCAACAAGAACGAAUUUCGAACGAGCAUCGACAUUAUGAAUUCGCUUUUCAGCAGACACGAGGAAAGAAUGGCCGAGUUGAAAGGAAAAAAGGGGAAGCCGCAGGCUGGUCCGGAUUUUGAGUUCCCCUAUGCAAAGCGUGCAAAGACAUUUGAAGACCAAAUGCGAGAUGAUUCUGCUGAACUCGGCGAAAACGAUAAACUCUGGCAUGCAAGUUUCAAGCCACACUUCACGUCCGUCAAUCAGCUUGUCUACAAGCCAGUGAAUGCGCCUGUCGAAAGCGAUUGGAUCACAGACGUGAUGGCGCAUAGUGAAGCUACAGGUACGGACAUUGUUAUGGCUUCGCUGCCGCCAGUCAACAUUGAUAAUGUUGCUACGUACGUCAAGUCCAUCUUGGCAGACGCUCAAGUGGUCCUCAGCGACAGUGUUCCCUCAAUUAAACACGAUGCCAUGGCCUUUUCUCAGGCCAAAGACCGCCUCAUACAGCAACACUGCGCUACCGAAGAACUCGACAUUUACGAAUUACUCCACGUUCUUUUCGAUGACUACGAGGACGAGUUUAUUCAAGGUCUAAACCAUCAGCAACAACAAGAUUUCCAGCCGCGUAUCCGCAGAGAUCGCCUAUCAAAGUAUCUCUCAGAGCUCGUAUGGCGUCGCCACGGCGAGCGCAUCAAAGCGGCCUCGAAGCUUGACGGUGCGGCAGCAGCCAUCCUGCAACUGACGGCGAACAACAUUCAUGCUGCAUGUGACGCACUCAUGCAAGAAAAGGACUUUCACCUUGCAUUGUUGGUCGCACAAAUUGGACAGGCUGAUUCGGCUUUUCAGCAAGACAUCGAAGAUCAAAUCUCCGCGUGGCGCAGCCAAGGAGUUAUCUCCGAAAUGAGCGAGGGGAUUCGCGCUUUGUAUGAGAUACUUUCGGGGAACACCAGCAUCGUCCAGGGAAAGCAGAAUGUGCCUGUUGAAGACCGUGCCUCAACCUUCGCCAUCUCAGAAAACUUCGGAUUGGAUUGGAUACAGGCCUUUGCGCUAUGCUUCUGGUAUGGCAAGCACAAGAAUGGCGAGAUCCACGAAGCGGUAGCGGAUUUCCAGGAGAGAUUACAUUCGAGACUUGAAUCCGCCACCCCUGUAUGUGGGAAGCAUGAGGAUGAGGAUCCCCUGUGGGUAGUGUUGAAGAUCUUCGCGAGCAACGUUGGGGCUAGCAAGGGACGGGCUAGCAGCAAGUCUAACGCUUCCGCCAUCCGCCACGUCGAGAAACCUGUUCUCCCCCAAGCUCUCUCGGCGUUGUCACGUCCUUGGGAUUCUUGGGGGACGUUCCGCCUCCAUCAUGCCAUCGUUGCCACGAUCCCGGGAAUAUCAAUCGAUCGGGACACUUCCGAUGACCUAGCUAUGUCGCUUGCUUUCGAGCACUCGGCACGCAGAGACACGCUGGGCGCAGUAUAUGCACUUCUCCACCUUUCCGAUCCGGCGCAACGAGCAGCUCAGAUCCGCGAUCUCUUCAGCCGCCAUGCCGCAUCACUACCAUGUGCACCACGUAUUGGCAACGCCUCGGCCGGCCAAGAGUCAUUGUGGACCGCUUUCACUGCCUCUUUCCAGAUCCCUGGACCAUGGAUUCACCAUUCGAAAGCCCUUUACGCGCGCUCAUGCAACAAUCCCCUUGCGGAAUUGAACCACCUUCUUGCUGCGGGAGACUUUUGUAGCGCUCAUGACUGCUUACUACGCCGCGUAGCUCCACGCUUAGCCAUCGACGAAGAUUGGGAUGCUCUGCGUGAGGUAUUGGGAUGGUUCGGGAAUAAAGCAGAGCAACAGGUCAACGCUGCAGUGGUUGGCAACGGCGUUGACAGGUCAGGAACUGAGUGGGAAAACGGAGGACAAGUCUAUGCCGACUUUGUGGAAUUGAUGUCGCUGAUGGACAACUCGAUGGCGCCACGACACGGUGUCGCCGAAGGCGUUAUACACACGAAGCUCAGAGCAAAGCAAGACCUGCUUUCCCGACUCCAACGCUCGCUGACGCGUCUGAACGCGCGAUCUCAAGCCACGGCAUCAGCUCAGGAACUGGGGUCCUCGGAUUUGAACAAGGAUCGUGAGAAGCUCGAGGAGAGAGUGGCACUGUGCGAGAUGGGAAAAAUGCUUGCGAGGAUUCUGGAGUUGGAGAUUCAAGACGGCGUUGGUGAAAAGAAGCAUAUCCUCGACCUCCCCCUCAACACGGAUGCACGGCUCGCUCAUGCCCGAACAUUGGGCGUGGAUUACUAUCGUGGUGUAAUGGCUAUGGCACGUUGA
Molecule: messenger RNA, 5799 nt
Organism: Fonsecaea erecta
Lineage: Eukaryota; Fungi; Ascomycota; Eurotiomycetes; Chaetothyriales; Herpotrichiellaceae
Exons: 7
Coding region: 1-5799 (1932 amino acids)
Biological process (GO): protein import into nucleus; post-transcriptional tethering of RNA polymerase II gene DNA at nuclear periphery; RNA export from nucleus
Cellular component (GO): nuclear pore; nuclear pore cytoplasmic filaments
Molecular function (GO): structural constituent of nuclear pore
Source: RefSeq, a predicted model, not a curated record